Messenger RNA from Cylicostephanus goldi, 245 nucleotides. The record is from the annotation of a GenBank genome assembly. Lineage: Eukaryota; Metazoa; Nematoda; Chromadorea; Rhabditida; Strongylidae.
AUGCUAGCCGUGACCAUCCUACUGUACUCACUACAGCUUGUAAGCGCUCAGCAGACGACCAGGGUUCCUCCAAUCGCUUCAGCGAAAAGAAAGAUCAUAAAUAUCGGAGCAUUGUUUGUGAAAGAUGAUCCUACCUACAUUCCAUUCAUUGGUUACGAGGGUAGUAUUGCAGCUUUUUAUCUAGCUAUAGAUAGAAUUCGUCAAAACCAUCUACUGGAUGGCUACGACUUCAAGUAUGUCUGAAU